AUUAUUUUAGGCUGUUUUAUCUUUUCCCUUGAUUGUUUCUGGUUCAUAGCUUGCAUUUUUGCUCCAUUGAUACCUAUAACAAGGAACAAUGAGUGAGCAUUUUCUUGAUAUUUGCUUUGUCCAAAAACUAAAAUAUUAUUCUGAGAAAAAACUAUUCCAUGUAAAACUUAUUUUUAACCACACCACAUACUUAUACUUUUUUAUCUAAAAAUGGAAAAACCUUGAAGUCAGUCGUACGAAAACGAAAUUUACUUAUUAAUCGCAAUCGCAUAUGCGGUGAUGAGUACAAAUUUACAAUCUUUUCACAAUUAUUAUGGCCUGGGUUUGGCAUUAGAUAAGUUUACUUUAUCUGAUAGUGAUCGCGUACCUAACCAAUCAAGCAAGUAGUGCAAUAGUGCAAUGGUUUCGUAACCUAAAUGAAUUGGAAAAUUAAAUGAUUCUCAAUAUUGGGUUAUUGUCAAGGCACAAAUAAUUCAAUUUCCUUGCCAAGAAAGUUCAAACACCUAUUUUUAACUUUUCAUCAGUAUUGAGUGCGGCGUGUAUUUUUACAACGUAAGCUUCGGCAUUAAUGUUUUGUCUGUUGAGUGCAUCAUCAUUCGAUUAAUUUGUGCAUAAAUGAGUUCAAGGGGUGUUGCUCUAAGUCCUGACAGUGACGAAAAUGGGCUAGUGUUGAAUUCGCCUAAUUUUCUAAGUGUUAAUUCCUUUGUUGAUGAAGAUAGAGCAGGUAAUGAGAGUCCCUCGUCUUUUGUUGGUAACGCACCGUUUUCCGACACAGAACCUGAAUUACCCAAUGAAAUAUCGGCUCCUUAUGAAGUACCACAGUUUCCCAUUGAACAAAUCGAGAAGAAGUUACAGAUACAAAGACAAUUGAACACAAAGCUAGAAGAUCGUCGUAGUCAUUAUGAACCCUCAGUGGCGGGCGCUGCGGAAGUUGACGACUUGGAGGAUCAUGAACUCUACGUGCCACACUUUCAAAGAGUUUCCAUUUCUGGAGAGGAUACUAGCGGGGUCCCCUUGGAAGAUCUCGAACGCGCCUCUACACUGCUCAUCCAGGCACUGGAAAUCAGGAAACGCUACAUGAACAUGUCGCAUCAAAGCUUUUCAUCUACGGUUGCCAGAUUUUUAGAUCCUGACAAGGAACAACAACAGCACGAUGAAAAACAGACUAUCGAAGAUAAAGAAUAUAUGCUACUAUUGGAAAGAACGGCAAGAACAUCAUUUGACGACGUGUUGUUACAAUCGCUGAGGACAAGAGAAGACCUCGAGAGUAUUUUAAAGUCGAACGAUUCGUUCCCAGAACAUGGAAUUCAUCAUCCACCCACCACAAGACCAUGGGAAGCUCCAGAUACGCCAGACACAUGCGAAAUUUUCAUCAACAAAAACGGAGUUUACAACGUGUAUCGGGACAAAGAAGCUGUUAAAGCAGGAAAAGCCAACGACUAUGCUUAUCCCGACGUUAUCCAGUUUACCGAUGACUUUUACAAUAUGUGUAAUAUGAUUGCCGAUGGCCCAUUAAAGUCAUUUUGUUAUCGUCGCCUGAGCUAUCUAUCUUCAAAAUUCCAAUUGCACGUGCUGCUCAAUGAACUCCGCGAGUUGGCUUCGCAAAAAGCAGUGCCCCACAGAGAUUUCUACAACAUAAGAAAGGUGGACACCCAUAUUCAUGCCGCCUCGUGUAUGAACCAGAAACAUCUGCUGCGAUUCAUCAAGAAAACAUUGAAAACCAACGCCCACGAAGUGGUGACGGUCACCAAUGGCAAGCAGAUGACUUUAAGAGAAGUGUUCCAGUCAAUGAACCUCACCCCGUUCGAUCUAACAGUCGACAUGUUGGACGUGCACGCGGACAGAAACACUUUCCACAGAUUUGACAAAUUCAACGCAAAAUAUAAUCCGAUUGGUGAGAGUAGGCUCAGAGAAGUCUUCCUUAAAACCGACAACUUCAUAAAAGGAAAAUAUUUCGCCAGCAUUAUAAAUGAAGUCUCGAGCGAUCUGGAAGAAUCCAAAUACCAAAAUGCCGAGCUGAGGCUCAGUAUUUAUGGUAAAACUAAGGACGAAUGGGACAAAUUAGCUUCUUGGGCUAUAGAUUCCAACGUUUACUCUGAUAAUGUGCGUUGGUUGAUUCAAACGCCCAGAUUAUUUGACAUUUUCAGACUAAACAAAGUCCUAACCAAUUUCCAAGAAGUAAUCGACAACAUUUUCCUGCCCCUAUUUGAAGUAACAGCCCGACCAAGCUCUCAUCCAGAGCUACACAAAUUCCUUCAAUACGUGAUUGGUUUCGAUUCUGUAGACGAUGAAAGUAAGCCAGAAAAGAAUCCAUUGUUCGACAAAGAAACGCCAAAGCCUGAAGACUGGUGCGACGAUGAAAAUCCAAAUUACGCCUAUUACAUGUAUUACAUGUAUGCUAAUUUAUGUGUACUAAAUCAUUUCAGGGCUGAAAAAGGAUUGCCGACGUUUGUAUUGAGGCCUCAUUGCGGUGAAGCUGGACCUGUGCAGCAUUUAGUUUGCGGCUAUAUGUUAUCAGAAAAUAUUUCCCAUGGGCUACUGUUAAGAAAAGUCCCUGUAUUGCAGUAUCUUUAUUACUUAGCUCAAAUAGGCAUAGCAAUGUCACCGCUAUCAAAUAACAGCCUCUUUUUAAACUAUCACAGAAAUCCUUUGCCAGAAUAUUUAGCCAGAGGCUUGGUAGUGUCCCUUUCUACUGACGAUCCACUUCAGUUUCACUUCACCAAAGAACCUUUGAUGGAAGAAUAUUCGAUUGCAGCUCAAGUAUGGAAAUUAUCCAGCUGUGAUAUGUGCGAACUGUCCAGAAACAGCGUCCUGAUGUCAGGAUUUGGACAUAAAACCAAGCAAUAUUGGCUCGGGCCCAAUUAUACUAAAGAAGGCGUUGCUGGAAAUGACAUCGCAAGAACUAACGUUCCGGAUAUUCGAGUUGCUUUCAGAUACGAAACGCUUAUCGAUGAAUUGUCUAAUAUUUUUAAAAAUCAUAAAUUAGAAAUGGAAAUGUUGGAGCAAAGUAAUACUAGCACAUAAAUAAUCGUAAAUAGUUGAGUAACCAUAGACUAUAGAUGGAAAAAUUUAAAAAGCUUAUAAACAACCUCAAAUAAUUUUUAUUAAUUUAUUAUCAUAAACCUCCUCCUAGGAAAUAUUGUGAUGUUCUGAAGCCUUAAAACCGAAACGAAAAAUAGGGUAACGGAGAUUUUCGAAGCUAUAGUAAACUUUACAUAUUUUUAUAUUUCUUUUUAUUAUGAGUUUACAAUUUAUAAAAUUAAGGGUAGCUGAAACUACUAGAGUUAUGAAAGAAUUUUGAAUAGUUACCUACCUUGUUCUAGUAGUUCAAAAUAAUAAUUACAAUAUUAGAAUGUUGAAUACAAACUAGAAUACUUACAUUAAAGUAAAUAACUAUGAUGUAGCCUUGCAAUUUAUUAAUUAAUCAUAUUUUUCAGCAGUUGAAAAACUAAUUUUUCAAUUUAUUAUUCACUGCAAUUAUAUUAAGUACUGUACUAAAAUGUGAUGACUGAUAAAUUCAUCUAUUAAUUUAUGAUAAUUUUUCCUUUAUUCAUGUUAAAUAAAGCACUAGAAAAAAAUUAUAGUAUGUAGGUAUUUAGUAUUUUUUUGUCUCCAAAACAUAAUUUUUUCUUCAGCUGUGCGGAAGAAUCAACUUUCCGCACCCAAAAGCAUGCGGAAAAUUGAUUUUAUUUACAAUCAUA
Messenger RNA from Ceutorhynchus assimilis (cabbage seed weevil), 3701 nucleotides. The record is from the annotation of a GenBank genome assembly. Lineage: Eukaryota; Metazoa; Arthropoda; Insecta; Coleoptera; Curculionidae.